Molecule: messenger RNA, 5775 nt
Organism: Microtus oregoni (creeping vole)
Lineage: Eukaryota; Metazoa; Chordata; Mammalia; Rodentia; Cricetidae
Gene: Rasgrf2
Product: Ras protein specific guanine nucleotide releasing factor 2
Exons: 27
Coding region: 567-4139 (1190 amino acids)
Biological process (GO): Ras protein signal transduction; positive regulation of GTPase activity
Cellular component (GO): plasma membrane
Molecular function (GO): guanyl-nucleotide exchange factor activity; protein binding
Source: RefSeq, a predicted model, not a curated record
GGGUGCCACCACGCUCCUGCCCCUCCAGGGCUAUCUGCCCCAUCAGGGGUUGGCCUGGGCAGAGGCGGAGGCCAUGGUCCUGGCAGGCGAGUGAAGGAUGCACGCUAGGGAGAGUAGGCAGCGCCUUCGCAGCAGCCACCGCGCCUACUUUACCCUUUAAAUCGGUCUCCAAGCCGAUUACAGCUGAUCUCCCACGUGACGUUUUACCUUCUGUCUCCCGGAGUGCCUAGCCCGAGGACAGUCCUCCGGCUGCCGCGCGCCACACUGCGCAACCCGCCGCUGGGGGCUCGGCUCCCGCAGUAACUUCGUGGGUACGGGCGCCCUCGGAGGGCUACUUGGCACUGGGCUUCGGGGGAUCGGGAGGCGUCGGGGACUCGAGAGGGCGCGGUCGGGGAGGAGACGGUGCCCCAGCCCGGUUCGGCGCCCUUGGUCUGGGCGGCGGGCGGGGUGCCCUGUGGCAGGCGGGCCGGGGUGCGUCUUUCCGGAAAGCACUCGAUGAUGGCUCCGCCGCGGGGCUGAGACUGCGACCCCAUCGCCCCACCCUCACCGCGUCCCGCACCCUCGCCAUGCAGAAAAGCGUGCGCUACAACGAGGGGCACGCCCUGUACCUGGCCUUCCUGGCGCGCAAGGAGGGCACCAAGCGGGGCUUCCUGAGCAAGAAGGCGGCCGAGGCGAGCCGCUGGCACGAGAAGUGGUUCGCUCUCUACCAGAAUGUGCUCUUUUACUUCGAGGGCGAGCAGAGCGGCCGCCCGGCGGGCAUGUACCUCCUGGAAGGUUGCAGCUGCGAGCGGACACCCGCACCACCCAGGACCGGCGCGGGACCGGCAGGCGCCCGGGACGCCCUGGACAAGCAGUAUUACUUCACUGUUCUUUUCGGGCAUGAGGGUCAGAAGCCACUGGAGCUGCGCUGUGAGGAGGAGCAGGCCGGGAAAGAGUGGAUGGAAGCCAUUCACCAAGCCAGUUACGCGGACAUAUUGAUUGAAAGGGAAGUGUUAAUGCAGAAGUACAUUCAUCUGGUUCAGAUUGUGGAGACAGAAAAAAUUGCUGCUAACCAACUCCGACACCAGCUUGAAGAUCAAGACACCGAAAUUGAAAGGCUUAAAUCAGAGAUUGUUGCUCUUAAUAAAACCAAGGAGCGGAUGCGCCCUUACCACAGCCAUCAAGAGGAUGAGGAUCCUGACAUCAAGAAGAUUAAAAAGGUUCAGAGCUUCAUGCGGGGAUGGCUGUGUAGGAGGAAGUGGAAGACCAUUGUGCAGGAUUACAUUUGUUCUCCCCAUGCUGAGAGCAUGAGGAAGAGAAACCAGAUUGUGUUCACCAUGGUGGAAGCCGAGACGGAGUACGUGCACCAGCUCUACAUCCUGGUCAAUGGUUUCCUCCGGCCCCUGCGGAUGGCAGCCAGCUCCAAGAAGCCCCCCAUUAGCCAUGAUGAUGUCAGCAGCAUCUUUCUCAACAGUGAAACAAUCAUGUUCCUUCAUGAAAUAUUCCAUCAAGGACUAAAGGCAAGGCUGGCAAAUUGGCCUACUUUGGUUUUAGCUGAUCUGUUUGAUAUUUUGCUGCCCAUGCUGAACAUUUAUCAAGAAUUUGUGCGUAAUCAUCAGUACAGCCUCCAAGUACUUGCCAACUGUAAACAAAACAGAGAUUUUGACAAGCUCUUAAAACAGUAUGAAGCCAAUCCUGCCUGUGAGGGGAGGAUGCUGGAGACAUUCUUGACCUACCCAAUGUUUCAGAUCCCCAGGUAUAUCAUCACUCUGCACGAACUCCUGGCUCACACCCCCCAUGAACACGUGGAGAGGAAAAGCCUAGAGUUUGCUAAGUCAAAGCUGGAGGAACUGUCCAGAAUCAUGCAUGACGAAGUCAGCGACACUGAGAACAUCAGGAAAAACCUUGCCAUUGAAAGGAUGAUAGUGGAAGGUUGUGACAUUUUGCUGGACACCAGCCAGACUUUCAUCCGCCAAGGUUCUCUUAUUCAGGUACCUUCCGUCGAGAGGGGGAAGCUUAGCAAAGUUCGUCUGGGCUCACUAUCUUUGAAAAAGGAAGGCGAGAGACAGUGCUUCUUGUUUACGAAACACUUUCUAAUUUGCACCAGAAGUUCAGGAGGAAAGCUGCAUCUGCUCAAGACAGGUGGAGUCCUCUCCCUCAUAGAGUGCACGCUGAUUGAGGAGCCCGACGCAAGUGACGAUGACUCCAAAGGUUCUGGCCACAUGUUUGGACAUCUGGAUUUUAAAAUAGUAGUGGAGCCUCCUGAUGCUGCCCCUUUCACUGUGGUCCUGUUGGCCCCUUCUCGCCAGGAGAAAGCUGCAUGGAUGAGCGACAUCAGUCAGUGUGUGGACAACAUACGAUGUAAUGGUUUAAUGACUAUAGUCUUCGAAGAGAAUUCCAAAGUCACUGUGCCGCAUAUGAUUAAGUCUGAUGCCCGUCUUCAUAAAGACGACACUGACAUCUGUUUCAGUAAAACACUCAAUUCCUGCAAAGUGCCGCAGAUCCGCUACGCGAGCGUGGAGCGCCUCUUGGAGCGGUUGACGGACUUGCGGUUUCUGAGCAUUGACUUCCUCAACACCUUUCUACACACCUACCGCAUUUUCACCACGGCCGCUGUGGUGCUGGCGAAGCUCUCCGACAUCUACAAGAGGCCUUUCACCUCCAUCCCAGUCAGAUCAUUAGAGUUAUUUUUUGCCGCGAGCCCAAACAACAGAGGUGAACAUAUGGUAGACGGAAAAUCCCCACGUCUGUGCCGCAAGUUCUCCUCCCCACCGCCCCUUGCUGUGUCUAGAACAUCCUCACCAGUGAGGGCCAGAAAGCUAUCCUUGACAUCUUCCUUGAACUCAAGGAUCGGAGCCUUGGACCUGACCACAUCUUCAUCUUCUAGCAGUCCUACCUCCCACAGUCCCACUGCAUCCCCGCCACCUCACACCGCAGCCGUCCUGGACUCUGCACCAGCUGACCGAGCAGGAGACUCCACAGAACUGUCACCUUGCAGAUCCCCCUCCACUCCCCGGCACCUCCGAUAUCGCCAGCCUGGAGGACAGGCAGCCGACAGCCCCCACUGCUCUGUUUCCCCUGCUUCUGCGUUUGCAAUUGCCACGGCUGCAGCAGGACACGGGAGUCCACCAGGAUUUAACAACACGGAGAGAACGUGUGACAAGGAGUUUAUCAUACGGAGAACGGCCACCAACCGAGUCCUCAAUGUCCUCCGCCACUGGGUCUCCAAGCACGCGCAGGAUUUUGAACUCAACAAUGAGCUUAAAAUGAAUGUUCUAAACUUACUAGAAGAAGUUUUACGAGACCCAGACCUUCUUCCUCAAGAAAGGAAAGCCACGGCAAACAUCCUGAGAGCUCUUUCACAAGAUGAUCAAGAUGACAUCCACCUAAAAUUAGAGGAUAUAAUUCAAAUGACAGACUGUCCAAAGGCCGAAUGCUUUGAGACGUUGUCAGCCAUGGAGCUGGCCGAGCAGAUCACUCUCCUGGACCACGUUGUCUUUAGAAGCAUCCCCUACGAAGAGUUUCUUGGGCAGGGCUGGAUGAAACUGGAUAAAAAUGAAAGGACCCCUUACAUCAUGAAAACCAGCCAGCACUUCAAUGAAAUGAGUAACCUGGUAGCCUCCCAGAUAAUGAAUUACGCCGAUAUCAGCUCACGCGCCAACGCCAUUGAGAAGUGGGUUGCUGUGGCCGACAUUUGCCGGUGUCUACACAACUACAAUGGUGUCCUGGAGAUCACUGCAGCCUUAAACAGAAGUGCCAUCUACAGGCUGAAGAAAACCUGGGCCAAGGUGUCCAAGCAGACAAAAGCGCUGAUGGAAAAACUUCAGAAGACUGUUUCAUCCGAAGGAAGAUUUAAAAACCUCAGAGAAACUCUUAAAAACUGUAACCCCCCUGCUGUCCCUUACCUUGGGAUGUACUUGACAGACCUGGCCUUCAUUGAAGAAGGAACACCAAACUUUACGGAAGAAGGCCUUGUCAAUUUCUCCAAAAUGCGAAUGAUAUCACACAUUAUUCGAGAGAUACGCCAGUUCCAGCAGACUGCUUACCGCAUAGACCAGCAGCCAAAGGUCAUACAGUACCUGCUUGACAAAGCCCUCAUCAUAGAUGAAGAUACACUCUAUGAGCUGUCGCUCAAAAUUGAACCUCGACUCCCUGCUUGAAGAUCUUACCUUGUCCCUGAGAACAUGGGAAUUUCGUGAAGAGUGUGUCACACAUGGCACGGCGGGGACCCAGAGGGACAGCGCCUGCCUUGGUUCACCACUAAAGAUGGAACCAGACUGCAAUUCUGUCUCCAGCCAGAGUAAAGCCCAGAGGCAUGGGUUAAAGACAGAUGCUCCAGCCUUGGGUGGGACGGUGCAGAGUUGAGUGAUGCUGACCACACAAUUUGCGUCAGGGCCGUGAAGUAGGAGAUGCUGGUCCAUUAGAGCAAAAUAUCAUGAAGGUAGAUGUCCCAUGUCCCAUGUUCUGUUAGAACUUGCGGACAAGGCCCCACAGAGGAAGCCUGUAAAGUUUCCUUGACAUUCCGCUAGCCUGGGCACACCUCUAACCAAUCUUCUACGACUUGACGGCUUCUCUUACACUUCCUUUAUGCCAAGGGUCACAGCCAGGCCGAAGCUUCCUCUGCAGGCCCCACACAUAAGCAGCUUCAGUAUGCAGCAUGUGCAUGGUUCUCGGUGCAUUCGACAUGCAUGAGAGGAGUGGCGUGCUCUGAAAAAGCCUUGCAGCCUCUAGGCCAUGGGACAGGAAAUAAAAGAUUCAAAAACAAGUGGGUUUGUUGGUAGCAUUUCCUUAAUUACAAGUAAGCAGUGUCCCACCAGCUUGAGCGUUGCCUUCAUGGAGAGAUUGGUGGUUCCAAGGAGCUGCCCUCUUGGAGAGACAGCUGUGGAGGCCGCAGUAAGGUACAUGCCCCUGUCAGUUAGCCGGCAAAACUGUGGGACAUGGGAAGGCCACCACGGGCUAUGGAGAGGAAUGACUUUCACGAAGCAAAAAUGGAGGGCUAAAAGUCAUCUUUGCACCUGAUUUCACUUGGUUUCUUUUCCCCUAAAUAUUCUAGAAACUUCUUCUGAUGUAUACAUGCUUAGUUGGGUUCAUUGUGAGCACUGGCUGGACUGUGAAAUAGUCUGUGGGCUUCUUCUUUUGAGAAGCCCCGCUUCCGUGUGCUAUUGGUAAACAGUCUUCUCCAAGCCUUUGUUUAAAACAAGGUCAUCUGACCAAGGCUAUUCUAAGUGCGUAGGGAAGGGCACUAACUAUCCCCACGGCUCUUAGAGUAGAAAGCCAAGUGCAAGGGUUUGUCCUGCACCCUCAGCCUGGGGAAGCCACCUCAUGCUCCGCACAAGGGUCAGUUGUUCAGGGAAUAGGGCUCUCCUAAUUACCCCCCUCUGGUGUUCUCAGGGAGAUCACUGCUUUACAAGGUGGAAGAGGUGACAAUGAAGGAUUAUUGUGAUCUUAGCCUAGCCUGCCUAGCAUUUUCUCUUAGAGGCAGGAUGCUUAUUGAUGCUGACCAUGAAGACUGAUCUGCAACCUCCCCUCUUCCUUUGCAUUUUCAUCGUGAUAGAGCAGACAGCUAGCUAAUACAUUCCCUCUCUGUUUCCGAAAGCCCAGCGGAAGAGCUAGCAUUGGGAAUGUACCGUAGAACUAGAGAAGGUGCAUUUUCUGGUAAGGGUCAUCUCUGUACAUAACUGCCUGGAAAAAUAUAAGCUGAAUUAAAAAUUUAUAUUAUAUGAAUCCCACUCCAGAAAUCUCCCUGGUUCAUUUUAGCCAACAGUGCAGUACUAAGUCCCCCCCCACCCGGGCCAA